CACUUCUUUCCCUCGCAGCCGCCUGGCAUCUCAUUGGUUAAGGCCCCAGCUAUAUAUUUAUCUGAUUGGUCAGGGCGGGGUAUAUAUACACAGCAUGGGUCGGUUAAAUCUGGCCACAAGUUUCAAAACUUUCAAACAAGGUGGAGAGACGGAGAGACGGAUAGUCGGACGGCUUCGCUGACUGAGUGAAAUCAACUGCUGAACCGCAAAAUCCAAACAAGAGCUGUUGUCUUUUUGGGAAAGAAAAAAAAAGGAAGUGGACAAAAGAGGCAGAGUCUCUGGAUUUUUUUUCUUCAGAGGGAAUAUCCUGCACCACAACUUUUGUUUUCUCCUUUCUCUCUUCUUUCCCCUCUCCUCUCAGAUCUCGAUGCUUUAUUUUGGGAUUUGUGCACCAAAUCCGUCAGAUUCCUCAUUUGAUCCUUCGGUCGUUUUCCAUCUGAAACAUUCAGAGUUUUCCAGCCAACAUAAAGCAGAGAUUUUCUGGACAGAACGUUAACCUGAGUGGGAUGAAUUUAACUGAGCCCAACCUGCCUAGAGAGGCCUCCCUGCAUCCCAGUCAAAUGCCCUUUGGAGGCCGCUGGACGUCGGAGACCCCGAGUCCCGCCUCCGACCCCGAGAUGGAUUUUGAAGAGAGCCUGUCAGCAGACUGCAGUUCUCCGGACGCCCCUGCAGAACCGAGGAGAGGCGAGCCCAGGAUGGCUCUGACGGUGGGCUCCAGGGGACAGAGCCCCGACCUGACCCCGGGAGGGGGCCCGCUGGCCGGGGCGGGCGAUGGGAAGGCCUCAGGGGCCGAGCAGAGGAUCCGCAGGCCCAUGAACGCCUUCAUGGUUUGGGCUAAAGAUGAGAGGAAGCGGCUGGCCCUGCAGAACCCGGACCUGCACAACGCCGUGCUCAGCAAGAUGCUGGGUCAGUCCUGGAAGGCCCUCAGUGCCACAGACAAGCGGCCGUUUGUGGAGGAAGCCGAGCGUCUCCGUGUGCAACACCUCCAGGAUCACCCAAACUAUAAGUACCGACCUCGACGCAAAAAGACCACCAAGAAGCUGAAGCGAGUGGAACCCGGGCUCCUGCUGCACAGCCUGGCACAAGGUGGGGCCCCGGCUCUCGGUUUGGGCCCCGGCGUCGGCCCUUUGGCUGCUGAUGGCGUAUCUGGUGCUGCUGCUUACGGCCACCCGGCCACCCACACUCCCCACCACCAUCACCCCCACCAGCUGCUGCCGUCUCUGGGCCACUUCCGGGACCUUCCGGCGCACGGCGACCUGGAGAGCUACGGCCUGCCCACCCCGGAGAUGUCGCCGCUGGACCUCCUGGAAGACGGAGCCGGAGAGUCCGUGUUCUUCCCCCAACACAUGCAAGACGAGGCGGGGAUGGGAGGCUGGAGCGGUUACCACCGCCUUCACCAUCACAACCCACAUUACAGCCAGCAGCACUACAACAACAGCCACAGCCACCACAACGCCAUCGGCGUCAGCGCCAGCUUAAACAUCGGGAUGAACGCAAGUCUCAGUCCAAGCAGGACUUCCAGACUGGACUCUAGAAUAAGUUCUGUUGAAUCAAAUAUGACAUCAAGCAUUAGCUCAGUUAGCGCCAAGCUACCUCCUUCUCAUGCUUUCAGUCAUCAGGUCCCCUUAAGGACUCCUGUGAAAUGUCCUCCACCUCUAGCCGAUUCCUCGUCUCCCGUUUCCUAUCCUCGCCCGUCCUUCAGCAUCCCUGAGCCGGUCAAAUGCCAACAAACGCCUCUGAGCACAGCGCCUGUCGGGUAUCUGAACCAAAUGUAUGGAGGCACUGCGUCCAGUGCUGCGCACUUCACUCCCUCUCAUCUGGGACAGCUUUCCCCUCCUCCUGAAACCUCUUCCUCUUCCUGCUCGUCCUCCUGCAUCCUCCCUGCAUCCUCCUUCGGUCGCUCUGCACACUCGGACCAGUCCAGCCUGGAGGCCGGCGGCCACAUGGGCUCUUCCUCUGCUGAGUUCUGGUCUGAGGUGGACAGGCAUGAAUUUGACCAGUAUGUCAACAUGGGACGGAGUCGAGACGAGCCCUACGGACUUGUUGGAGGGUGUGGAGGAGGGUCAAAGGUCCUGGGUGGGUGUAAUGCCAUCGGAGGCAGUGGCAGCAACAGCAUCAUUAGUACUAUUAUUAACAGGGACGUCAGCAGUAUUAUGAGCGGCGCUGGUGGCUGUGAUGAUGGAAGCAGCCCUCUGAUAUCUGCUCUCUCCGACGCCAGCAGUGCCGUUUAUUACAGCGCCUGUAUAACUGGAUAAAUACAGAAUCUCAUCUCGCAGCCUUCAAUGCAUCUGCAAAGAAAAUUCAA
Molecule: messenger RNA, 2305 nt
Organism: Poecilia latipinna (sailfin molly)
Lineage: Eukaryota; Metazoa; Chordata; Actinopteri; Cyprinodontiformes; Poeciliidae
Gene: sox18
Product: SRY-box transcription factor 18
Exons: 2
Coding region: 507-2255 (582 amino acids)
Biological process (GO): lymphangiogenesis; positive regulation of transcription by RNA polymerase II; vasculogenesis
Cellular component (GO): nucleus
Molecular function (GO): DNA-binding transcription activator activity, RNA polymerase II-specific; RNA polymerase II cis-regulatory region sequence-specific DNA binding
Source: RefSeq, a predicted model, not a curated record